Molecule: messenger RNA, 1122 nt
Organism: Elaeis guineensis (African oil palm)
Lineage: Eukaryota; Viridiplantae; Streptophyta; Magnoliopsida; Arecales; Arecaceae
Source: RefSeq, a predicted model, not a curated record
UAGCCUAGCCAUCUAUUGCCAGAGACUAUCAGGUUCUGCAGCCAAAAUAACGAUAUCUCGCUCUCUAGAAGACCGCAAAGACUUCAUCAAUGAGUCAUGGAGAGGUAGGAACUCUGUAUGAUUCAUCAGUAUGCAGCACUGGAAAAGGCAAGAGUAAAUCAUCUAUUAGAAAGGUCACAUAUGGCUUCCACUUGGUUGAGGGAAAACAAGGUCAUGCCAUGGAAGACUACCAUGUUGCUGAAUUCAAGCAGGUGCAUGGCUAUGAAGUCGGCCUGUUUGCUAUAUUCGAUGGACAUUCAGGUCAAGAUGUUGCAAGUUACCUCCGUAAUCAUUUGUUCGACAAUAUCCUUCACGAACCAGACUUUUGGACUGACACAAUGAGUGCAAUAAGAAGAGCAUAUCAUAGAACCGAUCGUAAGAUUUUGAAGAGGAAAGCAAAUGAUGUAAGGAGAAGGGGAGGUUCCACUGCUGUUACAGUGAUAGUGAUCAAUGGUGAGAAGCUGGUAGUUGCCAACAUUGGCGAUUCUCGUGCAGUCAUAUGCGAGGAAGGCGUCGCUAGGCAACUAUCAGUGGAUCAUGAACCAUUAAAGGAGCGAAGUCUAAUAGAAAGCAAAGGUGGAUUUGUCACUAAUGAGAUAGGAAAUGUGCCACGAGUCGACGGGCAAUUGGCGAUGUCAAGGUCAUUUGGUGACAGGACCUUAAAGGAACACAUCAGCUCGGAUCCUGAUGUUGUAAUAGAGGAUAUUGAUGAAGAUGCUGAGUUCAUUAUUUUGGCCAGUGAUGGUUUGUGGAAGGUGAUGUCCAACCAAGAGGCAGUGGAGACGAUCAAGGACAUCAAGGAUGCUCGGAGGGCAGCAAUGGAGCUAAUCGAGGAGGCGCUUCUUAGGAAAAGCAAGGAUGACAUCUCCUGCAUUGUUGUGCACCUAUGCUAAAUUCCAUUUUAACUGCUCCUGGAUUUGAUCUAGAACAGAGACAAUACCACUGGAAUUGUACUAGAAUUAUAGUAUGCAUGUUAUUCGGUGAAUAGGAGAGAACUCGUCUAAUAUGCUUUGCUUUACUAUAAGACUAUCUCUGUUGGCCAAGUUCUAAAUGAUGUAAAUGCUCCAAUGGUUCAGAAUCUUU